AGAGUCCAACACAACUUCCUCCGAUUUUGCUUCUUGCUGAGUUUGUUGGCGUGACAAUCUCCGGUCCUACCGUCCGUGUAAAGAAGAACUAGUCAUCAUGCAGAUCUUUGUGAAGACCCUGACUGGCAAGACCAUCACCCUGGAGGUGGAGCCCAGUGACACUAUUGAGAAUGUGAAGGCCAAAAUCCAAGACAAAGAGGGCAUCCCUCCUGACCAGCAGAGGCUCAUCUUUGCAGGCAAGCAGCUGGAAGAUGGCCGUACCCUGUCUGACUACAACAUCCAGAAAGAAUCCACCCUCCACCUGGUUCUGCGUCUUAGGGGUGGCUGUGUAAUUGUUGACUUUAUUGUGAAAGCAUAAAUUGCCAAUGAUAGCAUCACCUUGCACUCAGCUCUUUAAAGUCUUCAUAUUAAGUUUUGAGAUUACCAGGUUCAGUAACAGCUGAGCCAAUGCUAAUAAAGGUUUUUGUUGCACAUUGA
Gracilinanus agilis (Agile Gracile Mouse Opossum) is the source of this 477-nucleotide messenger RNA. Its product is annotated as ubiquitin. The transcript has 2 exons. Gene Ontology annotation, biological process: protein ubiquitination; modification-dependent protein catabolic process. Bases 98 to 358 code for a protein of 86 amino acids. The record is from RefSeq and is a predicted model, not a curated record. Gene Ontology annotation, cellular component: cytoplasm; nucleus. Lineage: Eukaryota; Metazoa; Chordata; Mammalia; Didelphimorphia; Didelphidae. Gene Ontology annotation, molecular function: protein tag activity; ubiquitin protein ligase binding.